Molecule: messenger RNA, 882 nt
Organism: Adineta ricciae
Lineage: Eukaryota; Metazoa; Rotifera; Eurotatoria; Adinetida; Adinetidae
Source: the annotation of a GenBank genome assembly
AUGAAUAUGGCGUCUAAUCGUACAACGUCAAAUAACAAUCAACAAAGUGAUGAUGAUGAUGAGAAAUUUCAAGUAAACAAGCGUCCGUGCAUGAACGACGUUAUAGCCAUUAGGGCUGAUGAUAUGUUCAAAAUUGCCAAAACAAAUCAAACAAAAGAUGAUCGUUUUGUUAUUAACGUGUUUCAUAAUAAACUUGAUAAAAAGGCUGUGCAUAUCUUUCCUGAAGACAUAUUAGUAAACUUUGAUAUUAAUUGUGAUUCUCACAUUCGAACAAUCAACGAACUGCAAGUAAAAAAUAACGUAAGUGUGUUUCUAUCUGGAAACGGUCAGGAACUGAUCGGAUAUUUCCUGUGCAAUUCCGGCCGCAAGGAACCUGCCGAACUUGCUGGAAUCGAGAAGAGCUGUACCGGAACCGACUCAGAUUUCAACGGAUCCAGUCGCCGGAAUGAUCGACCUGGUAUGCAAUUCACAAUUCAAUCAAUGUUGGAAAAGAUUAUUCUUGUCGAUGAUCAUUACCAACUACUUAAUGAACUGGUCGGUAAUAACUCAGUUGAUACAAAUAACAUCGUUUCGUGUGUUAUGGAUCACAUUUCGAACAUACAAAUCGAAAAUCAUCUCCAACAAUUGACUAAAAUGAUCGCAUUACAAUGCUUUGACACGAAAUCUUUGAGUGUCAUCAUUGAUCAAAUUGAUUCGAUGGUCAACAGCGAAGAUGUCCCUUUGAAAAAGAAGUUCAUUGGAAGAUUGCUCAAAGAAACAAAUUUUAUUAUCAGAGAAAAAAUCUUCUUACUUAUGAUUCAUUCAUGGAUGACUACAUUCGCCUAUGUGCAAUGGUUAUGUCAUGGUGGUGUUGAUAUUUUUCUGUAUCUUUGUGUGAUGUAG